AUGGACCUACUCGACCUGCAAAGUCCCUGGGGGUUCUCUCCAUCGGGAGCCGGCGUCCCAGAUAUUGCAGACGAGCCCGAUACUAGGACAAGGACAACAAAGUCACCUGGCUCGGACAAAAACGUCGGCAGAACGAGAGUCCCGCUGGCUACUGACGUUGCCCAGGUCGCCUGCGUGCGCUGCCGGACGAAAAAGACCAAGUGUGACAUGGAUGUUGGUGGAUGCAAGAAGUGCAAGAGGCUCAACCUGCCAUGUGAGUGGCCAAACAGAGACCGAAGGAAAAGUCCUUUGUUGUCGAAAAGACAAGCUAGCGACCUUUACCAGCGGAUCGCAGAUCUGGAAAACACAUUGGCUGCUGCCCGAGCUGGGCAGUACUCCCAAACUGGAGGAACAGCGCACUGGGAAGCAGAGCUGUCCGGCUUUCCAACUGAGACAGCGAUUGAACCAGCUGCAAGUUCGACCCUCUCCCUGGGCAACAUCGUCUCGCGGCUCUGCGGGGGACAAUGGAAACUAAACAGCGAUCAUGAAGGUCGGUAUAAGUUCUUUGGGCCGACGUCCAGCUUACACCUGACCGAAAGUGUCUCGUCGUCCUUGAUCAACCCCUGGGGCCAGGUCUCGGUUGGCGACGACGUCUUGCCGCGGGAAACCAUCGAUCUUGAGACCCAAACCUAUCUUCUAGACCUGUACUGGAAAUACCAGCACACGGUGCUACAAGUGUUCCACAAGGAAUCAUUCCUGCAUGACUUACGACACGGGCAGACGCAAUAUCUGACAAAGGGUCUUCUCUGCUGUGUGUGUGCGUGUGCGGCCCGGGUGUCGGAUCGGCCAAAGGUCAGAGCGCUUGCCCUAUCAGCGCAUGACGACGUGGAAGACGAUGAACAGCCCUUGCUCGUAGCAACUGCUGCUAAGUAUAUCUAUCAGGAGCUGAAGCACCCCCAGAUCACGACGAUUCAAGGACUCUUACUCUUAUCUGUCCUUUACUCUGCGUUGGGUUUGGACACAAAGGGCUGGCUUAUGAUAGGCAGUGCUUGUCGGCUAGCCAUCGACCAGGGGCUGCAUUUGACCCCCUCCAAAUUGGGUGUGGCAACCUUGACACCAUUGGACAUCGAAGCUCGCCGAACGACAUUCUGGGCUUGUAUAGUAUUUGAUAGGCUCUGGGCUCUUUAUCUUGGACGACCAUGUUGUUUGUCUCUGGACGAUACCGACAUAUCGCUCGUUGAGAAUCUGACACCAGAAGUCAGCUGGGAAACCCAGAUGGCCUAUGCCUGGACCAGCCUCAUACAGAUCGUGGGCCGCAUCUGCAAUACGCUGAACGGCGAAAAGUGUACCACGGAGAAGUUGUCCAUCCUCAACGACCGGCUACAGUCGUGGUACAACGGGCUUCACCUGUCUGUGCGGUACAGGAAAGGCUGUCCGCCAUCCAUGGCCAUUCUCCAGAUGAAAUAUUGCGCGGCCAUGAUCCUGCUACACCAACCUGCGGCAAGGUUCGGUGGUGAUUCUUCUGGAUCGGUGUCUCAGACAGCAAACUCGCGGCAGACUUGCCGGAGCAACGCCACGCAUAUAACUCGGGUGCUGCAAGACUACCGCGAGACGUACGGCGACGCGACCUCGAUGAGCGGUGUCGCGAUAUACCCGAUAGCCACGGCCGCCGCGGUGCUUAUUGGCGGCCUCGCCGACCGACGCUCGUCGAAGGCUGGGCCGCCAACGCCAAGGGAGCGGCUGAUGGCGACGCCGGCGACGACGACAACGGCCUUGUAA
This is a messenger RNA of Fonsecaea nubica, 1758 nucleotides long. RefSeq lists its product as hypothetical. Gene Ontology annotation, molecular function: DNA-binding transcription factor activity, RNA polymerase II-specific; DNA binding; zinc ion binding. The coding region runs from base 1 to 1758 and encodes 585 amino acids. The record is from RefSeq and is a predicted model, not a curated record. NCBI's taxonomy places the organism in Eukaryota, Fungi, Ascomycota, Eurotiomycetes, Chaetothyriales, Herpotrichiellaceae. The transcript is spliced from 7 exons. Gene Ontology annotation, biological process: regulation of DNA-templated transcription; DNA-templated transcription.